Messenger RNA from Leptidea sinapis, 1095 nucleotides. Its product is annotated as alpha-tocopherol transfer protein-like. The transcript has 8 exons. Gene Ontology annotation, cellular component: membrane. The coding region runs from base 123 to 1052 and encodes 309 amino acids. Gene Ontology annotation, molecular function: phosphatidylinositol bisphosphate binding. The record is from RefSeq and is a predicted model, not a curated record. Lineage: Eukaryota; Metazoa; Arthropoda; Insecta; Lepidoptera; Pieridae.
GUCGACAUUCGCGACACCGCGUAUUCAAUGUCGCAACCUUAUCAAGGUACAAGACGAAGGAAAAACUGUUAGUACACGAUUACCUUCCACUGUGACUGAACGAGCUCUGUGAACGAUAAAGAAUGACAGCAGCAACACUCGUUCAGCCAAGCGGUGAGCUGUGGAAGAAGAUACGCGUGGAACUUAACGAGGAUGUUAACACAAGGGAUCGAGAUCUGCAGCACAUUAAGGAAUGGCUGAGGAAGCAGCCACAUCUGCCUGAUGAGUGGGAUGAGGGACGCAUCAUGACAUUUCUACGAGGUUGCAGUUUCUCCUUAGAGAAGUGCAAACGUAAACUCGACAUGUAUUUCACAAUGCGCGCCGCUUGUCCGGAGUUCUUUUCAAACAGAGAUAUUAGCCGUCCCGACCUUGCCGCUCUUAUAACCAAAGUGCAAGGAGCCCCACUCCCAGGACUGACACCGAAUGGACGUCGAGUCACAAUUUGUAGAGGAUUAGACAUGAAUAUUGACAGCAAUCAAAUAAAUGACGUCUUCAAAAUAGCUCUUAUGAUCGGAGAUGUAAGACUCAAAGAAGAGAAAGAGGGAGUCGGUGGAGAUAUCUAUGUACUGGAUGCCUCUGUUGUGACUCCUGCUCAUUUGAGCAGAGUAUCACCUUCAGCUGUCAAGAAAUUCCUGAUUUGUGUGCAGGAAGCGACUCCAAUAAAGUUGAAGGAAGUUCAUGUUGUCAAUACAUCACCAAUCAUUGAAGCCAUGGUCAACUUCGUGAAACCUUUCCUUAAGGAUAAGAUCAAGAAAAGGAUUUUUAUUCAUUCGGACAUCAAUGAGUUGACCAAGUACAUUCCCAAAGAAAUGAUUCCUGAAGAGUACGGAGGCAAUGGCGGCUCCUUGGAUGAUAUUAAUGAUGCUUGGAGGAAGAAGCUGGAAGAAUACACUGCGUGGUUUAAGAGUGAAGAGUCAGUGAAAGCCAACGAGGCGCUGCGACCAGGGAAACCCACUAACUACGAUGAGCUCUUUGGUAUCGACGGCUCUUUCAGACAACUGACUAUAGAUUAGGAAAAAUGAUCUGUAAAAUAUUAUUAUGUAAUAAAUAAAUAUG